Molecule: messenger RNA, 813 nt
Organism: Trichoderma aggressivum f. europaeum
Lineage: Eukaryota; Fungi; Ascomycota; Sordariomycetes; Hypocreales; Hypocreaceae
Exons: 3
Coding region: 1-813 (270 amino acids)
Source: RefSeq, a predicted model, not a curated record
AUGGCCGCGGAAACUCUCUCGCUUGCAGGAAAGACUGCCUUGAUCACUGGAUCGGGCAGAGAAACUGGCAUCGGGGCUGCCAUCGCUAGAGCUUUUGCCCGAAACGGUGCAGCUGUUGCAAUUCACUAUGUCUCAGAGGGCUCGAAAGCGAGGGCUGAGAAAGUGGCAGCCGACAUUAGUCGGGAAUUCGGAACCACAACAACCGUCGUACAAGGAUCGCUGGAAAAAGCUAGCACUUCGACGAAGAUAGUCCAAGAGACUCUGGAAGGACUUAACGCUGACCAUAUUGACAUUCUCGUGAAUAAUGCUGGCUACGGAACCCCAACGAAUCUUACAGAGGCAACGCCAGCGAUACUGGAAACCGAAUUCGGGAUCAAUGUCUUUGCCACCAUUUACCUGACACAAGCUGUCAUUGGAAUAGGCAAAAUGCCCAGAGGAGGGCGUAUUAUCAACGUUGGCUCCAUCGUCUCAAAACUCGGUCCUGAACUCAGCGCAGUCUAUGCCGCGGCAAAAGCUGCGCAGGAUAGCCUUACGGCGUCCUGGGCUGGUCAGCUUGGCCGCAACCAUGGAAUCACCGUCAAUAGUCUUGCCCCGGGACCAAUGAUGACGGACUUGGCGAAAGGCGUCUUGACUACAUCCGACGGAUCCGCGUCUGAGUUACAGAUUGGGCUGAUGGCACAGACGCGAGCUGAGGCGCGACUUGGGACAGUCAAUGAUAUGGCCGAUGCUGCGUUACUGCUAGUCUCUGAGAAGAGCCGCUGGCUUACCGCACAAUGGAUUUCGGUCAGCGGUGGAGUCACCGGAACUAUGUGA